AUGUUAACAUCACCACGAACAAAUGGUGCUGAUAAUUUUGUUCCUAGUCAUCAUUUAGCAUUGAUUACACAACCUGUAUUAGGUGCUCGAUCAAGAUCAAGAAAAAAACCAACAAAUAUUAUUGUUGAAGCAUCAACAUCAACUAAAGAAAAACUUGAUUCAAUGACAAAUAGUCGUCGAAGUUCAUAUAAUGAUUCACCACCAUUAAUUUUACCUAUUAAUCGAAUUGAUACAUCGCAAUAUCAAAAGAAAUCUAAUUUUAAUAGUUAUCAUGAAUCAUCAGAUUCCGGUCUUGAUUUAUCCUUAUCAACAAAUUCAUCUGUUCAAUUUCAACAAUAUUCACAACAACAACAACAUAUUCCUAUUCAUCGUCCAUUAAGUGCACUUAAUGAAGAUUCAAGUCCUGAUGAUGGAUAUUAUGAUGAACAUCAACAAGUAUCAAUUGAUGUUGAUCAUCUUCGAUGUCCACCUAUUAAUUUUGGACGAAAUCGUUCAAUGGAAGAUAUGAUUAGUAAUAAUACACGUGAAGAACAACAACAACAACAUCGUUCAAGUUCAUUUUCUGAUGAACGACAACAAAAAUUAUCUUUACACCAAGACACAAAAGUGAAACGAUCAAGUGAUGGUGCUCUUUUAGAUUUACUUGAUGUAUCACCAGAAUCUUAUAGACGAACAAAUAUAAAUAAAAAUGAACUUCUUUAUCCUUCUAAUACUCAACAACAUCGAUCAUUAAAUGAUUUAACUAAUAAAACUUUAUCGAAAGGUUUAACUACUCGUAAUGAAUUGAAUAUGCCAACAAUUACUAAUAAUUUAUCAACAACACAUACAAUUACUCGAAAACCAAAUACAUCAACAUUAAAACCGUUAAGAAAAAAAACAAAAUUAAAUAUUCUUGUUGAACCAUCCGCACCAUUAACAUCAUCACGUCUUACUGGUUAUGACGAACAAAUUAAUACAAUGACAGGAACAACAAGUAGCUCAAGUAAUCAAACAACACCUCGUUCAAUACGUCCAUUAGGUCAACAACAAAACCAACAACAACAGCAACAUAAGUCAAAAGCAAUGACGCAACUAGGUCAUUAUCCAAAUCGAGAAGAAAUGAGAGCACAUGUUAAUCGAUCUGUUAUUGAAAGACAAAAUCCAAUAAAUUUAGUAAUACCUAUACGUCCAGGUGUUAUACAACAAAGAUUACCAUUUGAUGCUUCACCUUCAAAAGUAAAUAAUCUUCUAUUAAGAUAUCAUGGUCAACAACCUCAACCAUCCACAAUUUACCCUUCAAGUUCAAAUGUACAAACGUCACCAACCCGACAAACAAAACAAACAUUACCAAUAUUAUAUAAUGAAGAAACCAUUGGUAAUAUUCAUGAUGACAAAAGAAAACAAAAAGAACAAAUAAAAAUUAAAAAACUUAAAGAAUACGAAGAAAAAAAAUAUUUAAAACAAAAAGAAGAAUAUGAAAAUAAUAGAUUAAAUGAAAUUCAUCAAAAAGAACAAGGAAGAAUUAAAAUCAAAGAUAUUCAAGGAUCAAUUCCAUUUAAAUAUACUCAUAAACGUGAAAGUUCACAAGAUCAAAUUGAACAAGUCGUUGUACAACGACAUUUUAUUAGUUCAAAUCAAAGACAACAAGAAAAAGAAGUAUCAUUUGAAAAAAUUCAUCAACGAAAUAAAUUUGUUAAGAAUCGAUUACCUGAUGAAAAUGAGAAUAUUGAUGAAAAACAAUAUACAGAAUAUAUUCCUACAAGUACAAAUCAUCGUCAAUAUGAACAUCAUACUGAUACUCGACAACGGCGAGCAGUUGUUAACGAUUCCAAUCGAAAUACUAUUGCUGACAGAUAUGAAUCUAUUCAAUCGACUAAUACAACUGGUAGAUUACAAGAUGCUAAUAACAUUUAUCGACGACAACAACGAAAUGUUGCUUAUGGUGAUGAUCCUGUCCAUAUAAAUCAAUCGAAUGAAAUCGAUCGAGAAUUGGGUGGAAAACAACAAAUUCAUGGAUCAAAACCAACAGGACUUGUCAUUCGAAAUAAAAAUAAUAACAAUGAGAAAAAUUUCAAUCGGACAACAGAAGGCAAUAGUCAAUAUGGACCUGAUUAUUCACAUGGUGUACAAAAAAAACCUAUUACUAAAUUACAAUCUCGUCCAUCAAAAGUUUAUUUUCAAACAUUUGAAUAUCUAACAAAUCGUAAUCCUUCAAUUGAAACUCAAAUGGAUCAAAAUCAACAAUCAGAUCAAAGACGAAAUUCCAAAUAUGAAAAUGAUCAUUAUCCAUGGCAGAAAUCUCAAACUAGAUCAACAUCAAAGCCUACUCGAAUUCAAGCAAUAUAUCCUAAAAAUACAAAUAUUUAUGAUUCAAAACAAGAAAGAGAAACAAGUGAAUUAAGUAAUAUAUCAAAAGGAGAUUCAAUACAAUCGGAUGGAAAAAAAUUUAAUAAUCAAAAAAUUAUUGAAAAAAGUUUUACUCAUAAUAAUUUUCAAUCAAAAUCACCAACAUCAUGGCCAAUUAUAUCUGAACAUGAAAAUGAUCAACAAGAAUAUGAAAUUUAUGAAAAAAUAACAAUUUAUAAAUCUGAAUUAUCAACAUCACCAUUAUCUAAUAAUGACUUAAUUGAAAAUAAUUCUAAUACACCUCCUCGUACUUAUCGUUUAAUGAAUAAUAAUCAACAAAAUCUUCUUGAUGGAAGAUAUGUUAUUCCAUCUAAUAAUUUACAAACAUCUUCAGUUGUUGGUCCUUCUUCUAAUCCAUCAUCUUGUCAUACAUAUCCAUUUACAUUAACACAUGAUAUUGAAAAUAAUAAUGAUAUUAUUAUUAUUGAUGAUACUACACAAUUAAUAAAAAAUACAAAAACUAAUUCUCAUGUACCUGACGUUUAUGUUUUAUCUGAUCGUGAAAGUACAAAAAAUACAAUUGAUCGACAAAGUUCUUCAUCUUCUUUGGUGCAUAGAUCUUCAAAUAAAAAAAUCUAUUCACCACAAGAAAAAUUAAUUAUAUCAUCAGAAAAAGAUAAUGAAACAACAUCGAAUUAUGACAGUGAUGAUGGUUGGAGUGAUGAUUCAGUUGAACUUUUAUAUGUGGAUGAACGAUAUGCAACAGAAAAGGGGAAGAUUACUUCAUCUUCACAUCUACCUUCGCAACAACCUUAUCAUUAUCAAGUUCAACAACAAAAUGUGCUUCUUCAGUAG
Messenger RNA from Rotaria sordida, 3180 nucleotides. NCBI's taxonomy places the organism in Eukaryota, Metazoa, Rotifera, Eurotatoria, Philodinida, Philodinidae. The record is from the annotation of a GenBank genome assembly.